Messenger RNA from Zootoca vivipara (common lizard), 6572 nucleotides. The record is from RefSeq and is a predicted model, not a curated record. NCBI's taxonomy places the organism in Eukaryota, Metazoa, Chordata, Lepidosauria, Squamata, Lacertidae.
GUUUCGACUACUUCAAACCAACACAGCUACCUACCUGUAGGCAUAACAGAAACAGUGGUAUAAGAUAGCACAAGAACACAACGAGAGAAGUAAAAUCUAAAAGGAAAAGUCACAUACGGGUGGAGGGAAGUCGUUUUUAGUCUUUUUAUGUCAUCUUAAUUUGUAUUGAUUAUUCUCUCUGAUAUGUUGAUAUUUGGAAAAAAAAAUAAGUUCACAGCACAUUUGUGUGUGCAUUAAUGCAAAUUGUGCCAAUAGUUGUACGACUUCCAGGGACAGUAUGAGGAUAUCAGGGACACAUAGUUAAAACAGAGUCACCCACCAUGGAUUUUGUCCAUGAACCACCUUUUUAACCAAUUGAAUACAUGUAAAUACAUUUGCAUCUCACCAGAACUUCAGUACAAAAGAUUUCUGCAUUGCAGUGGGUUGAGCUAGGUGGUGCUAGUAGCCCCUUCCAAAUCUUCUGUUCUGUGAUUCUAUAAAUGCCUUUUUGAGAUGUUGAAAGAAAUGUGAAAUAACAUACAAAAGCUAUCACAUAACGCCUGAAGGAAAUCCCACCUUCAAUAGUUCCUUUUCAAAUCCCUGUUGGCACAGUGCUACACCAGAACCAAAACAGCAUCAUUGUGUAUGUGUGUGUGUAGUGGCUGCUAUUUGGGACCAGAACAGGGAAGUUCUGAGUUCAAAUCCCCACAGCUCUUGAAGCAUGCUGGGGAACUUUGGCCCUCCCACUCACUCUCAGCCUAUCAUAAUGGGGAUGGGGAGAAAGAUACACAAGCCCUUUGGAGAAAGGGUGGGACAAGAUUAGAAUGUGUAAUGCAUGUGACCUCAACUCUCAACCCCACCAAUUAAUCUUUUGUUGAUUAAUCCUCCCAAUUAAGCAACUAAAACAUGUUGUUGUUGGUUGUUUAGUCAUUUAGUCGUGUCCGACUCUUCGUGACCCCAUGGUCCAUAGCACGCCAGGCACUCCUGUCUCGCACUGCCUCCCGCAGUUUGGUCAAACUCAUGCUCGUAGCUUCGAGAACACUGUCCAACCAUCUCGUCCUCUGUCGUUCCCUUCUCCUUGUGCCCUCCAUCUUUCCCAACAUCAGGGUCUUUUCCAAGGAUUCUUCUCUUCUCAUGAGGUGGCCAAAGUAUUGGAGUCUCAGCUUCAGGAUCUGUCCUUCCAGUGAGCACUCGGGGCUGAUUUCCUUAAGAAUGGAUAGGUUUGAUCUUCUUGCAGUCCAUGGGACUCUCAAGCGUCUCCUCCAGCACCAUAAUUCAAAAGCAUCAAUUCUUCGGCGAUCAGCCUUCUUUAUGGUCCAGCUCUCACUUCCAUACAUCACUACUGGGAAAACCAUAGCUUUAACUAUACGGACCUUUGUAGGCAAGGUGAUGUCUCUGCUUUUAAAGAUGCUGUCUAGGUUUGUCAUUGCUUUUCUCCCAAGAAGCAGGCGUCUUUUAAUUUCGUGACUGCUGUCACCAUCUGCAGUGAUCAAGGAGCCCAAGAAAGUAAAAUCUCUCACUGCCUCCAUUUCUUCCCCUUCUAUUUGCCAGGAGGUGAUGGGACCAGUGGCCAUGAUCUUGGUUUUUUUGAUGUUGAGCUUCAGACCAUAUUUUGGUUUCAGACCAAUUAAGCAACUAAAACAUGUAGCCCGAAUUAAAGCCCUUUGUGCUAACAGGAGCAUUGUUUGCUUUCUUCAGUCUGAGAUGCCAGUGCACAUCCUCAAAUUCCUAAUACUGUAUCUUCAUACUACCGAUGCAUAAACAACCUGGUUCCUUCUAGGACUAAGCCCUUGGGCUCAGAUUAAUCCUUGCCCCUGUUGUUGGGACAGGUGGGGCAGGUGCGUGGGCCAUAGGGGCUGAGCCUGCCUGGCAAAUUGCAGAUUCCAGCGAAAUCCUGCAGCUGUCUUUCUUCUUUAUCUGCAGCUGGGUUUUUCAAAAGCCCCCAAACAGCUGAAAGACAAAGAGAGAGAGAGAGCACAGCAACUCCAAAUAAGGGCUGAGGAGGUGCUGAUAAGAGGCUGGCCAAUUGGAGAGCCUGCGCCUGUUGCGAUUCCUCUCCAAUGGCGGAGGGGAAAGCACAAGGGAUGCCUUUAUAGUCCUGGGCCAGGGGGAGAGAAAGGGUGUGUGCAUUUUUCCCCCAGAGCAUCUUAUCCUGGCAGAGACUCUGGAAGGUGCCAAGGGAUGGGGCCUGUUGGAGUAGGGUAGUCCAGAUGCAGCGGUACCUCCAGCGGAUGCCAUGACACAGACGUUCCCAGCUCAGUACCCUCCGCCGCCACCCCAGGCCCGGCUGCCUCCACAGUACCAUCUCCACAGCACCCCUUCAGAGUACCCAAGCUCAACAGCGCCAGAUCACAGCCUUCGUAUCUUCCCCGAACAGGGAACGGCUGCGCCAGAGCCCCUGCCCUUGCCCCCACCGCCUGCGCAGCCGGAAGAAGCCCCUGCGCCUGAGCUGUCUCCCGAGGCAGAGGAAGCAGAAAGCAGUGAGAACAAGGCCCAGCCCAAACGCCUGCAUGUGUCAAACAUCCCCUUCCGCUUCCGCGACCCAGACCUGCGGCAGAUGUUUGGGCAAUUUGGAAAGAUUCUGGACGUGGAGAUCAUCUUUAACGAGCGUGGCUCCAAGGGCUUUGGCUUUGUCACCUUUGAGAACAGUCAGGAUGCCGACCGGGCGCGGGAGAAGCUGAACAGCAGCAUUGUGGAAGGGAGGAAGAUUGAGGUCAACAACGCCACAGCCCGUUUAGUCACCAAGAAACCACCGGCAGCACCAGUGGUGAAUGGAUGGAAAAUCAAUCCUAUGGUUGGCGCUGUCUAUGCCCCUGACUUGUACACAGUGGCAAGCAUCCCUUACCCCAUGAUGGCACCAGCUGCCCUGGCAUAUCGUGGGGCUCUGCGAGGGCGUGGCCGAGCUGCCAUCUAUAAUCCCAUUCGAGCAGCACCUGCCCCUUCUCCAGUUCCAGCCUAUGGCAGUGUGCUCUAUCCAGACAGUCUGUAUGGCUCUGACCUCUAUGGUUACCCUGCAGCUUACAGAGUGGCCCAGACGCCUGCAGCUGCAGCAACAGCAACGGCUUAUAGCGAUGGGUAUGGACGGGUCUACACUACUGCCGACCCCUAUCACCACACCAUGACCCCCGCCUAUGGAGUCGGCGCCAUGGCCAGCUUGUACCGAGGAGGAUGCAACCGUUUCACUCCAUACUGAGGGACCAAGCUCUGGCGCCAAGCAUCUCGGAGGCACCUGUGGGAGCAGAUGGCACAGGUGGUGGGACCUGGCUCUGAGAACCUUGUGUGUGUGUGUGUGUGUGGUAUAUAUGUGUGCGAAAGGAAGGAAGGCAGGUGAUCGGUGAAGAUACCUCUCAACCAGCAGGACGCUAAUUCUGGGUGACAGUCAAAUGACGACAGCUCAGGUGUUUCCUCCAGUCUCUUCAAAGCCUUCGCUGUUACUCACAAAUUCUGGCCUCUCCUGUGUUUUGCUGUUGGGCAGAGGCCAGCAGUUGGAUGGUCGACACAAUUCAGAUGCAGGGCAAAAACUGAAAAUGGGCAACCACAACUAGGUUACAGGAUUGGCAAGGUGCAUAGGAUGAAAGCGAAUCCAGUUCACUUUGCGGCAGUGGGGCAAGCUAGGGCCUUGGCCAAAGCCAUCCCCUGGAGUUCUCUGUGUGUCCUUCCACCACAACCACAAACCAGUUUCAAAGCAGUUUAAAUAGUUAUGACACCUGGUUAUGGAACCUUGAGGAGGAUUGGAGAUUCAAGGAUAGAACAGUGUGUUUCUUCAACCAAGGAUACUCAGGCCUUUAGAUUUUGGCAGGUGGACUGGGGAACUGUGAGAACAGAAACCGAUUCCAGACUAGUUCUGUAUUUCAAUUCGCCUUCACUACAACACAUGCAUCAGUUAUGACUUCCCUAAGAAUCCUGGCAAGUGUAGAUUUGAAAAUGCUGAGAAUUCUCUGCUUGUGGUUCCUAAGCCCAUCCCAGGCCACACUUCCCAGGGUUCCCUGGGGUGUAGUUCCCCCCCCCCCGCCUCCCGUGUUAUAGAUCUGCCAUAUGGUUUAGCUAGCGGAGAUUCAGAAUCAUCGGUGCAGGCGUGGAUUUUGGUAAUCUUUUGUAAUACGGCAUCCUGUGGAAUGCCAAAAACUGGCACCCCCAAAUUGAUCUUCUCAAUUCUGGAUCUUCUCAGUUUUGCACCCACUUGGCUUGGUGCCCUGUGCAGGGGAUCUGCCUGUACCACCCUAAAUCUGGCGCUGAUCUGUCUCUAUCUGUCUCUGGAGUUCUCCCCUUCCGUCUCUCAAUCCCUGUCCUUUUCCUCCUCUUUGAUUGCUCUUUUAUAAAUAUAUAUUUUCUUCUUGCUGCACUCAUACUGUAUUCUUUUGUGCUCUCCUGUACUGUACUUCAGAUCUGCUUUGGGUAUCAGCUUAUGACAGGUAGCGGCUUAAGCCAGCCCAGCCUCUUACUUUUCUGUGAAAACUUUGAGACUAUUUUUUUAAUCAAAGUCAGGGGUAAAUCACAGUAUAUUUUUAUAAAUAUUACUUCCCUAUUUUUAAUUCUUUUGUGAAUCUAUCUACAAUGGACCCUCCGGAUAUGAACUUAAUUCGUUCCAGGGGUCCAUACGUACCCCGAAAAGUCCUCAUCUAGAGGUGCCGCCUCUGCGCAUGUGCACGGCGCGAUAGAGCAUUUAUGCCAAUGCGCGCAGAGCACUUUUGUGCAUGCGUCGAAGCCCGGAAGUAUACACUUUCAGGUUUGCCGCGUUCACAAACUGAAAGUUAUGUGAUGUAACACGAGGGUCCACUGUAUAUCUAAUGGCCAGGAUGCAGCAAAAUGGCUUGAUGUGCAGGGCUUAGUAGCAGAGGUUUUCCUUGCACAGAAAAAAACAAAUGAACUCAUGCAGGGGUUCUAUGCUAUGUGAACCUGUUCAACAAUCCGGCACUGUUUUGCAGGAACAUCAUAUUGUGCAAGAGUUUUGCAUAUCUGUGCAUAGAGAAGGAUGUGUGCAUGCACACAUGUAUGUACCGGUAUAUAUUCACACAUUCUUCUGGAUCUUAGCCAAUUCUGUGUCAAAUAUCAAACUUUGGUUAGACACUAUUCCAAGUCCCAUUGAUCUGAAUGUGCUCAACAUUUCCCACUCAAAUCCAUAGGACUUUAUAAAAGUACCUAAUUUUUCCUGGGUUUCCCCUAAAAAAAUAAAAUAAAAAGUUUUUAAAAGUUUUUUUAAGGGCUGGGGUUUUGAUUCAUUCAUAUAUAUAUAUAUUUAAAAAAACCAAACUGGGAAUGUUUAUAGCUGGGAAAGAAAAUUUAAUAUUAUUUUAAAAACGCAAAAGAGACAAUCCAAAAAGAAGUCCUAGAAACUGAUAACACAAGGAGUUUCCGAUGAAGCCAAAGGGCAUUAAAGGACUCGGUGCAGAGCGGAAGCCUGAGGAAUGUUACGAGGCAGUUUAAAAAUAGAACAAAGACAAAACUGGAGUUCAUCUCAGCAGCUAAUUCAGUUUCCUCUGAAGGAUGCUGAACCCAAAGCAGAAGCCAUUUCUGUUUCUAGCAAUUUGCUUUCCACGUAUUUCUGGGCUUGGGUGUCUGGCAGUGCAAUAUCUCAGGGAAACCCUUCUAUGUAGAUGCUUGUUCUCUUUUUUCACUGUUUCCUUGUUACUAUAAUAAAAUCCUGAUUCUGGCUAAUUUCUUUUACCCUGCCUCUUUUACUUCCCCCUCCUCCUCUUCCUCUGUUGCUGUUGCUGUUGCCGCCUACUUCCUCUUGUCUGGAAUGAAGGCCACAUCCACACCAAACAUUUAAACCCUUUUAAGAGUCAUGGCUCCCCUCAAAGAAUUCUAGGAACUGUGGCUUAUUAAGGAGAGUUGUUUGAAGCCCCCCACCAAACAAACUACAGUUCCCAAGAUUCUUUGGGGUGGGGUGGGGUGGAGGAACCAUGACUCUUAAAUGACUUUAAGAGUGCUUUAAAUGUAUGUUAAGGAUGUGACUGAAGACUUGCUUGAUUUCAGCUCUCCACUCCUAACCGGCAAGGGUGUUUAGUGAAGGACAAGAGCAAAGCAAGGGUAGAGUUAACUGAAAAGCACUGCUAUUGGUGCCUUCAUCCCACCCUUUGCCUCUGGUUAAACAGGCCUGGAAGGUAUUUGGGUGUUGUUGUGUUGUUGUUUUUUAAAAAAAACCUGCUAAACCUGUUUGUUUACAGGUGACAGUGGAACAAAAGAAACUUGAAUACACCAUAGUAAGCAAUUCCCCUCUCAAAACUACUUUGAAUUGUUUUAAGCGUGUUUUGCCUGCCUUGAGCCUAAGAAUAGUUGAUUACAGGGGCCAGCAUGACUAAGCCGCUUCUGGUGAACCAGAGCAGCACACGGAAACGGCGUUUACCUUCCCGCCGGAGCGGUACCUAUUUAUCUACUUGCACUUUGACAUGCUUUCGAACUGCUAGGUUGGCAGGAGCUGGGAGCGAGCAACGGGAGCUCACCCCAUCGCGGGGAUUCAAACCGCCGACCUUCUGAUCGGCAAGCCCUAGGCUCAGUGGUUUAACCCACAGCGCCACCCGCGUCCCUUUAUUUAUGUUGUCCCUCUCAGGUUAAAAUUAGAUGUGGUAUGUGAUGCAAUGGGAGGGAGGGAA